Durio zibethinus is the source of this 1925-nucleotide messenger RNA. Its product is annotated as F-box protein CPR1-like. Gene Ontology annotation, molecular function: protein binding. NCBI's taxonomy places the organism in Eukaryota, Viridiplantae, Streptophyta, Magnoliopsida, Malvales, Malvaceae. The record is from RefSeq and is a predicted model, not a curated record.
UCUUUCAUUAUUCUCUAAAAUGCCAUUGUUUUUUGACCCAAGACCUUAUAUUCUACCGUGUAAAUCAGGAUAGAAAAAAAAUUGUUAUCUUCAUCACAAGACCAAAAACCUCACUGUAUUAGUCUUCGCCCUUUGGAAUUGAAGCCAAAGAAAAUGAUGUCAAAUCUCCCACCCGACUUAAUCGCCGACAUCCUCAGCCGUUUACCUGUUAAGCAACUCCUCUGCUUCCGAUGCGUUUCGAAGCGGUGGCGAUCUUUGAUCGACGAUCCUGAUUUUGUCAAGCUGCACCUCUGCCACUCCCUCAAGUACCACAUUAACCAUACCCUCAUCCUCAAAAAUUUCGAUCUUCACGCCGCUGAUCUUGCUUCUCUCCGCUCUUUCGCCAAGCUGGACCACCCUUUAAUGAGUUACAACCAUGGAGUCAACAUCUUGGGUUCUUGCAACGGCUUGCUCUGUAUCCGUAACAUUGUUGAAGACAUGGCUAUUUGGAACCCUUUCACUAGAAAGCACCAAGUUUUACCUUCUCUCGGUUCUUGCAAUGGCUACGUUUACGGAUUCGGUCACGACCCAAUUACUGAUGAUUACAAAGUGGUUAAAAUUAUGCAGCUUGUUAGGUUUGAUGGUAGGGCUUUAGAAUCAGAAGUUAAAGUUUGCAGCUUGAAGAGAAAUAGGUGGAGGAAAAUUCAAGAUAUUCCUUAUGGAUUUUCGUUUCCUGGGGCCAACGGGGUUUUCGCUAGUGGAGCUUUACACUGGGUUCUGACUCAAAAAGUUCAACUUUCGGAGGAAAAUGUGAUUGUUGCGUUGGAUUUAGGGGCUGAAAAUUACAGGGAAGUGCCACAACCUGAUUACAAAGAUAAGGGAUUUCAAUUGAAUGUGGGAGUUUUGGGAGGAUGUUUGUGUGCGGUAGCUAAUUAUGGUGAUGUUCGAGUUGAUAUUUGGGUGAUGAAUGAGUAUGGGGCAAAGGGGUCUUGGAAUAGACUAUUUUCUGUUGCAAGUGAAGAGGUGAUUGGUUCUUUGAGGUUUGUGAAGCCUCUGGCUUACUCGAGGAGUGGUAAUCAAGUUUUGUUGGAACAUGAUAAUAUAAAUCUUUUCUGGCAUGAUCUGAAGAAGAAUAAAGCCGAUGAUGUCUUGGCCUCUGGAAUGCCCCUUUCAUAUGAAACAGAGAUUUGCUUGCAAAGCCUGGUUUCACUUAAUGUCAACAAAAGGCAGCAUAAUGGAGAGGAUAAUUGGAAGAUGGACGAUUUCCUGUCAGUGGGGUUCAAACUAGUGUUAUAGUCAAGUGAAAAACAAGGAGGAUCACAAGCAGGAGUGGAAAAAUUACUGUGAUUUCUUCACUGAGUUGAAAUGAAUUUUUGGCUGUUGCAUGUUUGUCUUUAAAUUUCUUGCCGUAAUCAAGAUGUUUAUAUAUGUAUAAAUAUUAAGUAAUUAAGAUAACUUAUGUGUAUGAAUUGAUGCAGGAUUGACUAUACUGAAAUUGUGAAAAGAGGUGGGAUUAAGUUAUUCAUCCACUUUAUCGGAACAUAGAAGUCUAUCCACGCCAUUUUUAUAUUGGAAUUUUAUUCUCAAUCCUGUUGAGUUUAUCUGUGUACUUUUACUGCUUUUGUCCGAUAGAGAUUUAGUUUUGUUAUGAAAAUCCUUGAAGUGAGCUGAUUGAAUGGGUUCUUGAUACAGUUCAUACCUGAAUUUUUUUACUCUUUAUUGGUUUGCAAGCAAACAUUGCACAGAACUUUUUGUUAAACUCACUGUGAAAAAUGAAGCUCCUUUAUUAGCUAGCAACAAUAUCUAAUAUUAGGAAAAAAAAAAAAAAGGUGAUAUGGAGCAUGAAAUAUGGAUAGCCUCCUUAUCCUAGUGAAUUAAAUAGAUUCGAUUUGGUUAUAAUUUUGUAUCUGUGCUGAACCUGCUUUUACAAGUUCAAUAGUGUUAUG